Molecule: messenger RNA, 1143 nt
Organism: Phialemonium atrogriseum
Lineage: Eukaryota; Fungi; Ascomycota; Sordariomycetes; Cephalothecales; Cephalothecaceae
Exons: 3
Coding region: 108-1046 (312 amino acids)
Source: RefSeq, a predicted model, not a curated record
AAUCUAGGCCGAGGCCCGUCAUCCUGGCCAUCCUGACCCCAAACGUUUUAUCCUACCUUCCGGCAGCGUAUCGGCGGUGUUGACCAACUCUCACAGCAGGUACAACCAUGCCGGCGAACUUCAAAACGUAUGAGGCUCAGGCCCGCCUCCUCGCUGCUGUCGUUGCAGCCCACCCUGGCUUGAAAUUGGACUACAAAGCCAUGGCUGAACAUUAUGGCUCCGAUGUGACUCCGGUGGCCCUACAACACCGCUUUCGACCUGUCAAGAAGCAAGCCGAUGUCCUCCGCAUGCUCGUCAACAACGGCAAGGACACGAAGGACGUGGAUGUCCUAGAUAAUGAUGAUAUUGCCAAGUACUUUGGAGAGAGUACCCCGGAUGGAAUCCAGUUCCAGUUCAGAAGCAUCAAGAAAGAUGCCGACGCGCUGAAGAACGCCGUUAACACCGGCGGGAACCCCGCGGAGGCUCUUGGGAGCAAGAACGGCUCCGUACCGGCCACUCCCAGAAAGCGCAACACCAAUAAAGCCCCUGCGACCCCCGGAACCCGAGGAAGCAAGGCAACCACCACCGGCAGCCGCACCGGUAGCAAGCGCAAGGUCGCCCCCGUCAAGUACAAGGAGGACACUAAGGAUGAAUCCUCCAGCGAUGUCGACUAUGACGAGCUGGACCUUCCGCCCGAGCUGAAGAAGUUCAGACCCAGGUCCAACAUAUUCGGCGCUGCCCACCCCGUCGCGAGCGUCAAUGCCGCCCCCGCUGCCGGCUCCGUGCCCUCGCCGUCGUUCACCCAGACUCCGAGCGAGUCCGACUUCAGCACGGUCCAGACCCCCUCGCAGCAGCAGGCUGUCCCGGUCUUGCCCUUCCACGACGCCCCCAAGCCCGAGGCGGCGGCCUACCCGUUCGGCAUGUCCGACUACGGCGUGGACGACCACUCCUUGAGCUUCAUGAGCAGCGGCGGCAGCGGCCCCAGCCACCUUGCUUCGGCCGGGCCAGCUGGCGACUUCUCCUCCACGUUCGCGCACAACUACCACGAGGACGAUGGCGAGAUCUGAGACCUCUACCGCGUCGUCUCCCAGGUGCUGGUUCGACCGACAACCUCACGGUGGUCGUUCGCCUCGCAACACCAUCUUUCUUUUUCAGUCUGCGUUG